GAAGGAACAUCUCAUUCUACAAGCAAACAUGAACGGGGAAGCCAGCAAAAUAAAAGGAGGCCACACCUAUGAGGUAAACGGCAUAGAAAACAACCAAGAAGACAACAGAAUUUCUUUGAUUUUUUCUCUUAAAGAAGAAGUUGGAGCUUUAGCCAAAGUCCUGCGCAUAUUUGAGGAAAAAGAUAUCAGCUUGACUCACAUAGAGUCCAGGCCUUCUCGUCUCAAUAAGGAUGAAUACCAAUUUUUUAUUAAUUUGGAUGACAAGAGCACCCAUGCUUUGGAUGACAUUAUUAGUUGCCUAAGGAAUGACAUUGGAGCAACCGUGCAUGAACUUUCCAGAAACAAAAGGAAGGAUGCUGUUCCUUGGUUCCCACGCACCAUCCAAGAUCUUGAUAAAUUUGCCAAUCAGAUUCUGAGCUAUGGAGCAGAACUUGAUGCUGAUCAUCCUGGCUUCACUGAUCCAGUUUAUCGUGCCCUCCGUAAAGAGUUUGCUGAUAUUGCUUAUAACUAUAAACAUGGCCAGCCAAUCCCACAUGUGACCUACACAGACCAAGAAAAGAAAACAUGGGGCACAGUGUUCCGAGAACUGAAGACUCUGUAUCCCACUCAUGCUUGCUAUGAACAUAAUCAUGUGUUUCCACUGCUGGAAGAGUACUGUGGAUACAAUGAGAACAAUAUACCACAGCUUGAAGAUGUCUCCAAUUUCCUGCAAAAAUGUACUGGAUUCCGCUUACGCCCUGUUGCUGGCUUACUGUCUUCGCGAGAUUUCUUGGCUGGAUUGGCUUUCCGUGUUUUCCACUCUACCCAGUAUAUUCGACACUGGUCAAAACCAAUGUAUACCCCUGAACCUGAUGUUUGCCAUGAGCUGCUUGGACACGCACCUCUGUUUGCUGACCCGGGUUUUGCUCAGUUUUCGCAAGAAAUUGGAUUGGCUUCACUGGGAGCUCCUGAUGAGUACAUUGAGAUGCUUGCUACGGUGUACUGGUUCACUAUAGAAUUUGGGAUAUGUAAGCAGGAUGGCAAGUUAAAAGCCUAUGGUGCUGGCCUCCUCUCAUCAUUCGGCGAACUGCAGUACUGUCUCACAGACAAACCAGAGUUCAAACCUUUUGAGCCUGAAAAAACAGCCCUGCAGAAGUACCCAAUUACUGAAUUCCAGCCGAUAUAUUUUAUUGCUGAAUCUUUUGAAGAAGCAAAGGAAAAAAUAAGGAAAUUUGCAACUACAAUCCCUCGUCCUUUCUCUGUUCGCUAUAACCCCUACACUCAAAGCAUUGAGGUCCUGGACAACAUCCAACAACUGAAGAAUCUUGCAGAGAGCAUUAACAGUGAAAUUGGGAUUCUCUGCAGUGCCCUUAAAAAGCUGGAAUAGACCGUAUGAAACCCUGUUCCCUCAGAAUUGAUGGAAGUGGAGCAAUCAAUGUAAAGAAUAAAUGUUGUGUGCAUUAUGUCUUAAAAUGUGCAACUGAAAAUGUUAUAUAAAGGGAAAAUAUAUUUGUAUAUUUCCUAAAAUUAAUUCAUGAUCUUUAAACUUAAGCAGAAUUUAGGUUAUGACUAGCCUGUCUGUGAAGCAAAGGUGUUUAGAAAGCUAGCUUUCAAGCCAUACUUCUAGUAAUUUGCUUGUAAAUUGCCGCGACUUUUUCGUAACCAUUACGAAUUGCGCGAAUUGUUGUGACUUUUUCGUAUUGAGCGCUCGUAAACGGCGGGCAAAACUUUCAGACUUUGCAUGAUUUUGGAAGCCUCCCAUAGGACUCAAUGGCACUCUGCAGCUCCAACCUGGCCCAAGGAAAGUCACGAUACUGAGGCUUAAAUGAAUCCGAAACUUUCGCACUCGGCGCGAGGGCUACGAAAAAGUCGCGACAAUUCGCACAAAUCGUAAUGGCUACGAAAAAGUUGCAACAAUUUACGAAAAAAUCGGAAAAUACCAAUCAUUACGAAAAAAACGCAUUCGGACGCCUUCGGAGUGUUCGUGGAUUAGUAAAUGUGCCCCUAGGUGUGCUAAAGAGAUGGGGUGAUAUUGGGCUGGUACAGAGACCCAAAACAAAAGCUUUAACCUGUCUAAACUAAAGAGUUUUGACGGGGUCCUACACUUUAUGAUGCAAAAAUACAAAUAGGCUUACAUGUAUAUAAAUAUGUUAAUAAUGUUAAAUAUUUUUACCCAGUAAUGUAACACUGUCAUAGUCACAUCAAUUACUGAAAGAGAAAAGGCACAAUCAUUUUAUGUAAGAUAUCUGUGCUAAAUGUUCUACGGCUAACACUAUUAUAUAGCUUUGUUAACUUUGUAUUUUUUUCUUUAUUGCAUACACAAGUAAUAAAUUGUAAAACAAUUUUACUAACCCUCCAUUUUGUUUUACACUGUUUUGCAUUUGUACCCCACAGGGAAGUGCAGUUAUAUCUGACAUAAGCACAAAUAAUGACCUGAGAGAUAAAUCUCCUUUAAUAUCAUCAAUUUUUAUAAUGCCUUUUGUUUAAGUCAUUGCAUAAACUAGCAGCAUAGAAGACUGACUCGCCUCUAAGGUUAAAGUCUACAGUCAUUUUCAUAUUUUUUGAUACUUUGUAGUGUUUAAAUCAUAUGUAUCCUUACUAUUUUAAUAAACUUCUUUAAUCAAAA
Messenger RNA from Xenopus tropicalis (tropical clawed frog), 2605 nucleotides. RefSeq names its product phenylalanine hydroxylase (gene pah). NCBI's taxonomy places the organism in Eukaryota, Metazoa, Chordata, Amphibia, Anura, Pipidae. Gene Ontology annotation, molecular function: monooxygenase activity; oxidoreductase activity, acting on paired donors, with incorporation or reduction of molecular oxygen, reduced pteridine as one donor, and incorporation of one atom of oxygen; iron ion binding. The record is from RefSeq and is marked provisional. Gene Ontology annotation, biological process: aromatic amino acid metabolic process; L-phenylalanine catabolic process.